Messenger RNA from Aureobasidium pullulans EXF-150, 2646 nucleotides. Its product is annotated as ARM repeat-containing protein. Lineage: Eukaryota; Fungi; Ascomycota; Dothideomycetes; Dothideales; Saccotheciaceae. Gene Ontology annotation, cellular component: cytoplasm. Gene Ontology annotation, biological process: tRNA export from nucleus; protein phosphorylation. Gene Ontology annotation, molecular function: protein kinase activity; ATP binding. The record is from RefSeq and is a predicted model, not a curated record. The coding region runs from base 55 to 2421 and encodes 788 amino acids. The transcript is spliced from 9 exons.
GCAACAAGCCCGUCAGGAGAAGACUCUUGAUUCUUCUAGACGCAGCGGGCAGAUAUGGACUUCCUCAAAUCUGCUGUCGCAUCAGCCAUCUCCAAAGGUCCCGCCUUUCCCUAUUCGUUCGGCGAAAGAGUCGACAUCGACCAGUCUAUCUGGACUCUCCACAAUGGCACCAAGAGGGAAGAUGGCUCCCGAUGUAGCAUUCUCUCCUUCGAUGUAAACGCAAACAAGUCCCGUCUCCCUCUCGCGAAGAACGCAUUACGCAAGUUCCGUACCCUACGACACCCUGGAGUAGUCAAGGUCUUGGAUACUGUUGAGACAGACACCUACAUCUACAUUGCUACUGAACGUAUAACUCCGCUCGCCUGGAAAACAAAAAGAAAGGCCAUCUCUGAGGAGAGCAUCAAAUGGGGCCUACACAACGUCGCCAAAACACUUGCCUUUAUCAACGAAGAAGCCACUUCCGUCCAUGGUUGUAUCCGCACCUCUUCCAUUUUCACUACGGACAGCGGAGAAUGGAAGCUCGGUGGCCUUGACGUCUUGAGCUCCAUGAAGGAAGAUGAGGCUAUCAUCUACACCUAUGGAAGUCUCGCACUUGACUCGGGACGCUAUGCGCCCCCUGAGGUGGCUAAAGGUGGUUGGGACAGCAUCAAGCGACAUCCGGUAUCUGCAGUUGAUUCCUAUGGUUUUGCCAUCCUGAUCGUCGAGGUCUUCAGCGGCGGCUUCUCAGGUGGCGAUCAGGUCGGUCAGACCAAAGGCAUUCCUCCAGCUAUGCACGCCUCGUACAAACGUCUAGCCCAUGCAAACCCAAAGACAAGACUCAGUGUUGCUCAUUUCCUGGAACAAGGAAGAAAAUCUGGUUCCUUCUUUGAUACGCCACUCAUCCAGCUGACCGAUGGCAUCGAUAACUUGGGGUUAAAGUCCGAAACUGAACGUGAAGAGUUUCUUCGCGAACUUGAGGCUGUGGCCGAAGCGGACGACUUCCCAGAAGAUUUCUUUAGAGUCAAGGUGCUGCCGGAGUUGCUCAAGUCUCUCGAAUUCGGUGGCGGAGGCCCCAAGGUUUUGUCGCUUGUCAUGCGUAUCGGCAAGAAGCUUUCAGAUGAAGAGUAUGAAGCGACUAUCACGCCCGUAGUGGUCAGACUUUUUAGCAGUCCAGACCGUGCGCUACGUGUAUGCCUUCUUGACAAUCUCCCACUCAUGAUCGAUCAUCUUCCUCAGAAGAUUGUGAACAACGGAAUCUAUCCCCAGAUGGUUACUGGAUUCACCGAUCUUGCCCCACUUGUGAGAGAACAGACCGUCAAGGCAGUCUUGGUCGUGGUCCCGAAACUGUCUGAUCGCAUCAUCAACGGCGAGCUUUUAAGGUAUCUAGCCAAGACUGCAAACGAUGAGCAACCUGGCAUCCGAACCAACACGACUAUCUGUCUUGGAAAAAUUGCGAAGAACCUCGGAUCUGGUUCACGAACUAAAGUCCUUGUCGCCGCUUUCUCGAGGUCUCUCAGAGAUCCAUUUGUACACGCGCGCAACGCAUCACUUCAAGCUCUAGCGGCAACAGCCGAUCUCUUUACAGAAGAUGAAUGCGCAACCAAGUUGCUUCCUGCCAUCUGUCCAUCACUUGUAGACAAAGAAAAAAUUGUACGAGACCAAGCCAACAAGACGCUGGAUUUGUAUCUUCAACGUAUCCGCAAGUAUAGUCAAACUCUUCCCGACAGUGUUCUGCCACCACCAGAAGCUGCUGGCUCCAAUGCGCCGCGUAUGAGCACUCCACAGCCGGAGAACGCUGGAUCAGGGUGGGCUGGUUGGGCAAUAUCGUCAUUCACCAACAAGCUUGGAUCGGCUAGCGGAGAGAUUCAACCCAACAGCAGUGCUGCGACUACGGCUAGCUCAGAUCGACCAUCCUCGACUCCACCAGCUAAUCCGAGCUCGGCGGCUGCUCAGUCUCUUGCUGCUCGUACUAGACCCACACCAAUAUUUUCUCCUUCUGCACCCACCGUGCCCAGAGUCUCGUCGGGUCUGCGUAAUGCUACUCCUACUAUGUCUGAUGUUGACCAGGAAGACUUUGGAGAUGGCUUGGGCGAGAUGGACGAUGACGGCGCUGCUGAUGCAUGGGGUGGAAUGGAUGAGAGUGCACCGUCUGUGGUGCCCGCCAAAGCCUCCACGGUGUCUUUCGACGACGGCGGCGAGCCAGACUUCGAAGGGUGGUUGAAUGCUCAAGCUCAAGCCAAGACGAAAGCAAAGAACCCUCUGCCAAAAGGCCUCGCUAAGGGCAAACCAGCGACUGCCUUGGCACCAAAGCCAGGUGUAGCUAGAACUGCGUCUGCAUCAGUGGUAGCCAAGGCUAAGCCAGCAACAAAGCCAGCACCUAGCAAGCCGGUAAAGCCGGCAGCAAAGGAUGAAGAUGAGGAUGACUGGGGUUCAGCGUGGUGAUGAAUGUUUGCAGAAAAGUACGGAAUGCCAGCCCUUGGAUUCUUUUAUAGAGUUACAUAAUUUACAUUGAUUGCGCCUUGCCUUCCCAGAAACCGUGCUUUGAUGAAAAUGGUAUCUUGCAAAAGUCGAUUAGGCGGUUGCCUGGACGGGCUCAGCGGCCGCAUCUGCAGCCGGAGGUGUAGAAACCGCAGGCCAUGGCUUCUUCAAAGCGUCUUGGAUCUUGAC